Messenger RNA from Thermothielavioides terrestris NRRL 8126, 2368 nucleotides. RefSeq lists its product as uncharacterized. NCBI's taxonomy places the organism in Eukaryota, Fungi, Ascomycota, Sordariomycetes, Sordariales, Chaetomiaceae. Gene Ontology annotation, biological process: amino acid transmembrane transport. The record is from RefSeq and is a predicted model, not a curated record. The coding region runs from base 464 to 2182 and encodes 572 amino acids. The transcript has 2 exons. Gene Ontology annotation, molecular function: amino acid transmembrane transporter activity. Gene Ontology annotation, cellular component: membrane.
GCACUGUAACUUGCAUGGUUGGUGUGCGAAGCAGCUGCGUUUUCAGAAGGUGGCCCGACCUGCUCUUGCCCCGUGGCGCUGGAUCGCAAGCCCAGCCCAACCCACUUUCCAAUUUCCCCCAAACGCCCGUCCCGUUGCGACUACCAGUGGACCCCGAGUACGCUAGUGUUAGUGGCAGAGAUACAGGGCCCUGGAACCCUGGCUUUCUGGCAUUUCUGGCAUCCUGGCACAAGGCACCCCCCCAGGAGCCGCAACAUCGGCAUCGCCGCCCUGGUGCAUGUGUUAGUGUCGGACGGGACCACGCACCAGCGAUCCGACAUUGGCUGCCCCGGUCAUCCAGUCUUGGUGGCAAUAACUAUAAACCACUCGCGUUCCUCCGUCCCUGCCGUUCCCUCGCGCGCUCUCCCAUCUCUCCCGUCCUUCCUUUUCCCGACCAGGUACACCCACUGCUUCACGCUGCAUCAUGUCGUCAGAAGAAAAAGGCGCCGCGGGCCUGUCGACGCCCGAGAAAGAGGCUCCGCCCGCAUUCGGGGUCGAGGCGGAGCCGGUUCCGACGCGCGAGGCCGAGAGUUUCUUUACACGAAAUGGCCUCAAUUUUGAGUCGUUCAAGAUGCGCGAUUAUGGCAGCAGCAGCAUCGACUCGCUCGACCGCAGCCUGCGAUCGCGCCACAUGCACAUGAUCGCCAUCGGCGGCUCCAUCGGCGCCGGCUUCUUCGUCGGCUCCGGCGGCGCCCUCAACACCGGCGGCCCGGGCUCGCUGCUCAUCGACUUCCUCAUCAUCGGCGUCAUGAUCUUCAACACGGUCCAGGCCCUCGGCGAGCUCGCCGUCAUGUACCCCGUCUCCGGCGGUUUCUACACCUACUCAACCCGCUUCAUCGACCCGUCGUGGGGCUUCGCCAUGGGCUGGAAUUACGUCAUGCAGUGGGCUGUCGUCUUGCCGCUCGAGCUGACUGUCUGCGGUUUCACCGUCGGGUACUGGAAUUCCGAGAUCAACGUUGCCGUGUGGAUUACCGUCUUCUUGGUCGCCAUCAUCAUCAUCAAUGUCUUUGGCACGCUCGGAUAUGCCGAGGAGGAGUUCUGGGCCUCGCUGCUCAAGCUGGGCGCCACCGUCGUCUUCAUGUUCAUCGCGCUCGUGCUGGUCUGCGGCGGCGGGCCCAAGGGCAGCCAGUAUGACCACUACUGGGGCGCGCGCCUGUGGUACGAGCCCGGCGCCUUCGCCAACGGCUUCCGGGGCUUCUGCAGCGUCUUCGUCACGGCCGCCUUCGCCUUCUCCGGCACCGAGCUUGUCGGCCUCGCCGCCGCCGAGGCCCGCAACCCAGCCAAGUCGCUUCCGGGCGCCAUCAAGCAGGUCUUCUGGCGUAUCACCCUCUUCUACGUCCUCGGUCUCUUCUUUGUCGGGCUCCUCAUCGCGUACGAUGACCAGAACCUGCUGGGUGCCAACCCCUUCAUCAACGUCAACGCGUCGCCGUUCGUGCUGGUCGGCAAGUACGCCAACCUGAAGGGCUUCGACAGUUUCAUGAACGUCAUCAUCCUGAUCUCGGUGCUCUCCAUCGGCGUGUCGGCCGUCUACGGCGGUUCGCGCACGCUCACCGCGCUCGCCCAGCAGGGCUACGCGCCCAAGAUCUUCAGCUACAUCGACCGCUCCGGCCGGCCGCUGUUCUCCGUCAUCAUUCUCCUCGCCUUCGGCCCGCUCGCCUACAUCAGCCUGUCGGCUUCGGGCCCGACCGUCUUCGACUGGCUGCAGGCGCUCUCGGGCCUCGCCGCCCUCUUCACCUGGGGCUCCAUCUGCCUGGCGCACAUCCGCUUCCGCAGGGCCUGGCAGUACCACGGCCACACGCUCGAUGAGAUCCCCUUCAAGGCCGUCGGCGGCGUCUACGGCUCAUACCUCGGCGUCCUUCUCGUCGUCCUCGUCCUCGUCGCGCAACUGUUCGUCGCCAUCUGCCCCGUCGGCGGCGGCUACAACAGCGCCGAGGGCUUCUUCAUGUCCUACCUCGCCCUGCCUGUCGUCAUCGCCUUCUGGGUCUACGGCUUCAUCUGGAAGCGCACCGGCUGGCUGCGCACGGAGCAGAUCGACGUCGACACCGGCCGCCGGGAGCACGAUUGGGCGGUCAUCAAUGAGUACCGGGAGAAGCUCGCCAAGAUGCCCGCGUGGCGGAGGAUUAUCCAUGCUUUGUUCAUAUAGGCGCAUCUGGAUUAUAUGGCGGGUUGCGCAAGAUUACGCCGAUUUUUUUUUCGGUAGAGUUCGUUGGCGAUUUAUGAUUUGAUGAAGGGGCCCGGCUGCUCUGUCUAGCCUCUCUGGUCUGCUGCUGCUCGUGCUGCUGUUUAAAGACGGCGUGCGGGUGAUAAAGAGGUGGUACCAGUUGUCGGC